CAUGUCCGCAUUGUGUCCCAGACCCUUCAGAUUACGACGUGGAAUGGGAAUGUGAUAAAAAUAUAGCGAGGACUGCAUGCCACGGGCAGUACUUACAGAUGGAUGACGACAUGCCUCAUCGCGGGCAGAGCAGGUGGAGGAUCUGCAUGUGGACGUCUGCGACUGUGCCAAGUCUAGCACCAUCCAAGCACCUGACUCACAGCGCGAUGGUUCCGGUCCGCAUGUGGAGGGCGCACACGUCCACAAGCACGAAUUGUCAGCUUUGCGCGCAAUGUGACUGGAUGAAUGGCAUGAAACAUUAGCGAGCGGAGAUCUUGGUUUAGUCGUAGAUGCCAAACCGAACAAGAAGACUCUGGAGAGGAGCUUUAUGUCUUUCCCUUUGUGGUUACGGAGAACCUCACG
Messenger RNA from Baudoinia panamericana UAMH 10762, 402 nucleotides. RefSeq lists its product as uncharacterized. The record is from RefSeq and is a predicted model, not a curated record. Lineage: Eukaryota; Fungi; Ascomycota; Dothideomycetes; Mycosphaerellales; Teratosphaeriaceae. Bases 99 to 302 code for a protein of 67 amino acids. The transcript has 2 exons.